AUGUCUCAGGUGAUGUCCAGCCCCCUGCUGGCAGGAGGCCACACAGUCAGCUUGGCUCCCUGUGAAGAACCCAGGAGGGCACUGCACCCAGCACCCAGCCCCAACCUGCCUCCCCAGUGUUCUUACUACACUAUGGAAGGCUGGGGAACCCAGGCCCUCAUGGCCCCCAUAUCCUGCAAGGGGCCCCCUAGCAGGCUCCAGCAGGCCACACAGGCUGAGGCCAAAGCCAACGGCCUCCUGCAGUCCCCCGGGGAGCAGGCCUCAGGGACCCUGGAGGACCUUGACUCCUACAUUGACUUCUCGCUGGAGAGCCUCAACCAGAUGAUCCUGGAACUGGACCCUACCUUCCAGCUGCUUCCCCCGGGGGCUGGUGGCCCCCAGGCCAAAUCUGCCCAGAGCACCACCUCGAGGAGAAAGAAGGAGGAACCUGAAGCCUUGGAUAUAAAGUACAUCGAGGUGACCUCCACCAGAUCAAGGUGCCAUGAUGGCCCCCAGCGCUGCUCCAGCCCAUCUGUCACCCCGCCCUUCGGCUCUCCACGCAGUGGUGGCCUCCUCCUUUCCAGAGACGUCCCCCGAGAGACCCGAAGCAGCAGCGAGAGCCUCAUCUUCUCUGGGAGCCAGGGCAGGGGGCACCAGCGUCCCCCUCCCCCUUCUGGGGGCUCCUCCCCUCACCCCCCACUAUCCCCCAGCAUCUCUAUCCCUUGUGUGGGGAGCAAGGCCCCGGGCCCCCAUGGCUUGAGCUCCCCAUUGGUGUCUUCUCCAGGCCUGGAGAAGGGGCUGGGGGGCCUGGCCCCACAGCAGGGCAGCAGGGUCUCUGUGCUGUCAGUCAGCCCAGCGUCUGAUGUCAGCUACGUGUUUGGAAGCAGCCAGUCCCUCCUACACUCCUGCAUCUCUAGCCAUCAGUCGUCUUCUAGAUCCUUGGAAAGUCCAGCUGGCUCUUCCUCCAGCCUCCACAGCCUCGGCUCUGUGUCACUGUGUAUGAGACCCAGUGACUUCCAGGCUUCCAGCAACCCCACCCGGAGCAUGGGCCAUCCCAGAGCACCCCACUCCUCAUCAUUGGCCAAAGAACAUGCCAGCAGCUGCCCCCCAUCCAUCACCAACUCCAUGGUGGACAUACCCAUCGUGCUGAUCAAUGGCUGCCCAGAACCAGGGUCUCCCCAACCCCGGAGGACCCUAGGACACCAGGGCUCUGUCCAACCUGGAGCUAUGUCUCCCAGCAACCCCUGUCCAGCCACCAGGAGCCACAACCAGACCCUGCCAGAAGCCUCCCCAACCACGUGUCCAGAGGGUCCCACCAGGGACAUGCAGCCCACCAUGAAGUUCGUGAUGGACACAUCUAAAUACUGGUUUAAGCCAAGCAUCACCCGAGAGCAAGCAAUCGAGCUGCUGAGGAAGGAGGAGCCAGGGGCUUUUGUCAUAAGGGACAGUUCUUCAUACCGAGGCUCCUUUGGUCUAGCCUUGAAGGUGCAGGAGGCCCCGACAUCUGCCCAGAACCAACCAGGCGAGGACAGCAGUGACCUUAUCCGACACUUCCUCAUUGAGUCUUCUGCCAAAGGGGUGCAUCUCAAAGGAGCAGAUGAAGAGCCCUACUUUGGGAGCCUCUCUGCCUUCGUGUGCCAGCAUUCCAUCAUGGCCCUGGCCCUGCCCUGCAAACUUGCCAUCCCGCAGAAAGAACUGGGAGGUGCAGAUGGGGCCUCAGACCCCUCUACAGACAGCCCGGCCUCCUGCCUGAAGAAAUCUGCUGGCUGCCACACCCUGUACCUGAGCUCCGUGAGCGUAGAGACCCUGACCGGCGCCCUGGCCGUGCAGAAGGCCAUCUCCACCACCUUCGAGAGGGAUGUCCUCCCCACGCCCACUGUGGUCCACUUCAAAGUCACGGAGCAGGGUAUCACCCUGACCGAUAUCCAGAGGAAGGUGUUUUUCCGGCGCCAUUACCCCCUCGCCACCCUCCGCUUCUGUGGCAUGGACCCUGAACAACGGAAGUGGCAGAAGUACUGCAAGCCCUCCCGGAUCUUUGGGUUUGUGGCCAAGAGCCAGACGGAGCCCCAGGAUAAUGUGUGCCACCUCUUUGCGGAGUAUGACACAGUCCAGCCAGCCUCACAGGUCAUCAGCCUGGUGGCUGCCCUGCUGCAGGAUGCAGAAAGGAUGUAGGGGAGGGAGUUGCCUGUGCACCUUCCCAGACAUCUCCGGGGCUUGCCUGAGAGCCCACCUCCACCCCCUGAAUGAGUGUGGCCUGUGGCCACAUUGACAGACCAGUCUGUUGGACUAGAAGUGAACAGUAUCAAGUUGAAACCCUUGAACCUGCUGUGACCUUCAGCAGUAACCUUCAUCCAGAUGCCCGUGGGCCUCAGUUUCACCAACCAUGAAGGGAGCCUAAAAGACAAGGUCAGCUGUCUUCUCAGACUUUGGUGGGCAUUUGAACAUGCCCCUCCUUGAUUCUGAAGGAUACCACCAUUCGACAUUCGAGGACACCUGCCUGCAAAUAACCUCCCAGGACCCUCUGAUCC
Messenger RNA from Propithecus coquereli (Coquerel's sifaka), 2507 nucleotides. RefSeq names its product tensin 4 (gene TNS4). Gene Ontology annotation, molecular function: protein binding. The transcript has 12 exons. The record is from RefSeq and is a predicted model, not a curated record. NCBI's taxonomy places the organism in Eukaryota, Metazoa, Chordata, Mammalia, Primates, Indriidae. The coding region runs from base 1 to 2151 and encodes 716 amino acids.